CUAUUGACCGUCCAGAUGGCUGAUAUACCCGUGCGGCCGCCGCCCCCGCCGCCCCCGCUCCCGCCAGGAUGGGCAGAACACAAGGCGCCCUCGGGACAUACAUACUACUACAACACCGAAACGAAGAAAUCUACCUACACUCGCCCCGUCUCCGCCGCCGCCGCCCCGAGCUUCGGGACCCAUCCUCCCCCGCCACUGCCGUCUGCCGCUCUGGGCCCGACCGCUAGCGACCGCCCUAUCGAAGCUCCGGCCACACAGAGUGCUUUCGACCCCAGGAAGCAGAUAGAGAACCUCAUCUUUGGAGGUGCGCCGCAGCACUCCCCCCACAACAGAGGCCAACACUAUGCCAGAGGCGGGCAUCGUGGGGGCUUUCGCGGGGGCCACGGCGGCUUUCAAGACAAGAAGCAACAGCCAGAAGAUCGGCCGAAGCAUCGCCAAGAUAUCCCCGGCUGCGCGCCUUGGGUGCUGGUGAAGACAAAGCUCGGAAGGAGGUUUGUGUGGAAUAAGGAUACCAACAAGAGCCUCUGGAAGUUCCCGCCGGAUGUCAUGACGGCUGUUGUGGAGUUCGACCGCAUUGAGCGAGAAAAGAGGGAGCGGAGGGAGCGAGGGGAACCAAGCGACGUCGAGGACGACGCCGCAAUGGCGGAGAUAGAGGCAGACCUCGCCGCAGCCGAGGACGAAAUGCAGCAGGAAAUAGUCGAGGUAGUGGGCGAAGAGGGUAUGGAGGAUGAGGAAGAAUACGAGGAGGUAGAGGUCACGGAUGACGAAGGGGAAGAGGCCGAGCAUCCGUCGAAGCGACAGAAGACCGAGGAGCUUGGUGAGCAUCCGCCCAUGGACAUAGGUGAAGAUGACCUUGCUUGGCAACUGGCGCAGAUGGAAGAGAUGGAGGGAGGAUACGACGAAGAGUACGACGAGGAGGAGGAGGAGGAGCCGCCCCUAUCAGAGGAGGAUUGCAAGGCCUUGUUUAAGGAACUGCUAGACGACACGCGCAUCAGCCCUUACACACCAUGGGAGAAGGUCCUUGAGGGCGGCAUAUUAUACGACGACGAACGGUAUAAAGCGCUACCUAAUAUGAAGGCGCGGAAAGACUGCUUCGACGAAUGGACACGGGAAAAGAUCCAUUUGCUCAAAGAACAAAAGGCGAAGCAGCAGAAGCUAGACCCAAGAGGACCGUACUUAGCCUUCCUCGACCGAUACGCCACGCCGAAGCUCUACUGGCCCGAGUUUCGGAGGAAGUAUAAGAAGGAGCCGGAAAUGAAGGAUACGAAAUUGUCGGACAAAGAGAAGGAGAAGCUGUACCGCGAUCACAUCAAGAGACUAGGCAUGAGGUCCUCCGAGCUGAAAUCCGAUCUCGCAGCACUACUAAAAGCGCAACCCUUGGUGUCGCUCAAUCGCUCGACCACACUCGAUACUCUUCCCUCCGCAGUAUUAACUGACCUUAGAUACAUUUCACUGUCACCAUCAACCCGCGAAGCCCUUAUUGAAACAUACAUAUCGACGCUUCCUCGGGCGCCGGAGGGGGGCGCCGCAUCAGCAGAGGAAGAAGCCGAAGCGGCGAAGAGGCGGGAGGAGCGGCGGCGACGCGAAAGGGCUCUUGCGGAGCGUGAGAGGCGCGUCCGAGAAGAGAGACGAAAACAGGAGCGCGAACUUGCCUACGGCAGAGGCAGGUUACGCGAGGAGGAGAUCGAGAUUGAGCGCGCCAUGAAUGUCGGCAAGGGAGGUUUGAGGGCUCAGUUGAGCUCAUCAUGAAUGCCCUCUUACAGGUAGGAGAUAGUCCACCCGAAUAGCUGCGGGUUGCAGUAGUGAUACCCAAAGUUGGCCUCUGAUACUCCUGUGGGCAUUUCUUUAUCUUCACGCCCUUGUCAUGGUCUUUUCUUGUUUCUCGUUACUGUCAUGGAACUAGUCACCCUACUAUCACGAUUGCUGCCCGUGUCCGUCCAAUUCGACAAGAAGUCCUCUAUCCGGUUCCUUUACACGCUCGAAUCGGCCACGCAUUCCAAAUAACCGUUGGAAUUUUCACCCCAUCAGACAUUCUUGAAAGUGAUGGAAUUACUGAUCCUGGG
Molecule: messenger RNA, 2063 nt
Organism: Trematosphaeria pertusa
Lineage: Eukaryota; Fungi; Ascomycota; Dothideomycetes; Pleosporales; Trematosphaeriaceae
Exons: 2
Coding region: 16-1749 (577 amino acids)
Cellular component (GO): nucleus
Molecular function (GO): transcription coregulator activity; RNA polymerase binding
Source: RefSeq, a predicted model, not a curated record